Messenger RNA from Diorhabda carinulata, 3480 nucleotides. Its product is annotated as dual oxidase maturation factor 1-like. The transcript is spliced from 5 exons. The record is from RefSeq and is a predicted model, not a curated record. Bases 207 to 1232 code for a protein of 341 amino acids. Gene Ontology annotation, biological process: regulation of transcription by RNA polymerase II; protein transport. Gene Ontology annotation, cellular component: endoplasmic reticulum membrane; nucleus. Lineage: Eukaryota; Metazoa; Arthropoda; Insecta; Coleoptera; Chrysomelidae. Gene Ontology annotation, molecular function: protein binding.
CUCAUUCUGUUUUUAAAGAACCAACAAUAAAUCCCGGACACCCGGAUUGGUCCGGAAGUGGGUAAUUAGGGUUAUUUUGAUGUUUUAAGCAUACAUUUAAUUUUUAUUUUGUUAUGUAACUUUAGUUUAAGUAUAUUUUGGAAUGUAAAUAUAAUUAUUAAAGUAUCUAUUAUUUUGAAAGCAAAUAAUUUUAUUUCACAAGUAAAAUGGCAACAACGGAACAGUUUUCAUUAAGAUGGAAUAAUUUCCAUUCAAACAUGACUUCGGGGUUUCACGAUCUUUUAGAAGCGGCCGAAAUGGUAGAUGUAACUUUAGCUGUUGACGGUCAUUUUUUGCAAGCACAUAAAAUAGUUCUCUCAAUAUGUAGUCCAUAUUUUAAACAAAUGUUCAAAAUUAAUCCUUGUAAACAUCCUAUUGUGAUAUUAAAAGAUAUCAGUCACGAAAAUAUGAAAGAUAUUCUACAAUUCAUGUAUAUGGGUGAAGUUAGUGUACUAAGAGAGAAUUUAACUCAAUUUCUAAAAAUCGCCGAACUUCUUCAAGUAAAAGGACUAACAGGAGAUGAUUCUAGUGAAGAUACUUCAUCAACUAAGGAAGCUAAGAUAGAAUAUACCAAUGAUAUCGAAGAAAACGAAAUUUAUAAUGAUUUUAUUGAAAGUAACGUAGAAAUACCGAAAUUUACUCAUUCUCCUGUUACUCAAUGUUCUACGGCCACUAAACGAACAAAAAAUACAACAAAUGGAAGUACAAAUUCUAAACGAACUCAGGUCGAAUCUUAUCAGUCUCAAUCAAAAUUGAUAAAAUCCGAAUUUGAGCCAGCAAAAUUGAAAAAUGAUUCGAUUAUAAAUAAUAAUACUACUAGUCAACAAAAUACAAUUGAUAAUAUACUCAAACUUGGUACUGAAUUAGAAGACAUCAAAGAACCGAUAAACUUGAAGACAAUGUGGAAUUUUAGUACGUCUUCGUCUCCGGAAUUUAUCAAUGCAGAUCAAGGCAAGCCCGAAAAACAUCCGAACAAGAAUCAGUAUCAGUGCGGACAGUGCUUGAAAAAAUUUUCUAGAAGGGAUCAUUUGAGGACGCACGAGAAGAACAUCCACGGAGAGUUCGCGGGGCCUUUUAAAUGCGUCAUAUGUUCGCAAUUGUACAAAAAUACUGAGAGUUUAAGAAAACACAUCGCCAAAUUUCAUUUUUCAACUAUUAACGAUACGAUACAAAGAAUUGAAGUUAACGCGUAACAAAUGAUUCAAUGACUAGAUAUGUGUUAAUCUAUUUCUUCUUUAUAGGUUAUGUGAUGUUAUUUCUUCAUCCACCUUCAUUCUAAUAACAUAAAAAAAUAUGUUGUUUAAUUUUCUUGUUAUAAGUUUGAGAAAAGUGAUUUUUCAUCAAGAAACCCUCCUCCUCUUGUUAUAAGGGCGAUGAUAGACCAAGAUUACGAACGUUCCUAUCAAGCUCUUCCUACAAAAGUUCAAUGGGAUUGAGAUCGGGGAUCUGAGAAGGCUAUAUCUCUAUUUCUUUUCCAAAUAUCCUCUGCAUAAUUUGGAAUUAUGCUUGGGAUAAUUGUAGGUGUACGGUGGAUGGUAUAUACACCUUUUUUCGUGGGAUUCAAUCAGUAUAUAAUAGUUUCAAUUCAUUAAUGGACUUUUCUCGUGAUAAUCUACGUAGAAACGAUUGCAUAAAAUUUUUUUAUUGGUAAUUCCUACUUUUCAAUGGCAAUUACUGUAUGUCGUUAAUUGCAUUUUCUAUAAUCGUACUUAAAUGACAAAAAGUUGUGGUUGAGGUUAUGUUCAACAAUGUAAAGUUCAUACCGGAAAUAUGGAUAACAUUUAGAGGCGGUCAGUGUUGCCAAUAAAACUUCCAAGGUGUUGUCUAGGUACUGAAAUGAUUUGGGACUUUCUUGUAUUGGUACUACUAGGUGUCUAGAAAAUUAACAUUAUCUAGUUGUAAAUCUAUGACGAAUUUUUGUUACCAAAAUAUUACCUUAAAUUUUGAGACCGCGAUGCCUUUAUACAAUAUAAAAUAUUUGAUGGUGGAUUCUACUGAAGAUAUUUAAGAUCUUGUAUCGAAUUUAUAGGUUAUACCGAUAUUAGUCUUCCAAAUAUUCUCUGUCUUCAAAAUCUAACCUCAAAUUUAUGGUUUUUGAUAAAAUAAAUGUAUUAGUAAUUAGUUUUAAUUAUUUUAUAUUUUUAAGUUAACUGCAUGAACAAUUAUGUUAUACCAAAGUUUAUUGCCAUAAUAUAAUUAGUUUUUAAACGGGAAUAGAUUUUUUCGUGCCAAUUAUAUCGACAUUUUUUUACCAAAUGUCUUCAUGUGCCAUAGUAGAUACAAAUUAAUUAUAAACAGCCAGGAAAUUGUCAUUUUCAUACCGUCUCAGUGGAUUGUGUAUUAAUUUAAUUAUAUUUAAUAUAAUUCCAGUCAUUUUAUUAAUUAAAACUGUGAUCAGUAUCGUUACCGCAAUAGAACGAGAGUUUCGAAAUGUCAUUUGUCACGUCAAAUGUCAUUGUUCACUUGUUGCGUUUUUCCACACACGCGUUUAUUUGAAGCAGUAUUUUUAGGCGCGUGAUAAAAAACUUUGACAGCUUAAAAUAGUUCAUCCAUUCGAUUGGUGAGUAGUGCAAUCAAUUCUGUUGUUAGGGUUGAUAUUUACUUUGAGUGAUUUCCCACCAUCAUUUAAUAAAAUAACACAUUUUCAGUCAUUCUGAUUUGCACUGGUAAUUUCAAGUUCGAAAAUAUCAAUUUCCUAUAAACUUAACUGUAUGAUUUCAUCCUUUCUUCCAAUUUUAAGAAGUUUAUUUCAAUUUAUGUGGAAAUAUAGAUAAUGAAAAAUCAUAUUGCAAUUCUUUGGAAUACUGUUGAGUCAAAUAAUUCGAACUGUCAAAGCUGUUUUCCGAAUCGGGGAACGAAUUGACAAAUAUCAAUUGUGUAUAACCGGAAAAUAAACUUACAACUCUCCCACCAAGGGUCCAUUACUGAAAAAUCACACAUGACAGAGCCAAAACGGACUAUUUUUUUUGAAAAAAACAUCUAGAUACUUUUUUUGUAAGAAUUGUUAUUGGCGAAAUUCCAUUUUAAUUUUUCCGGUGGUUUUCCCCAUUUUCCAUGGCCGCUCGCGUGCCGAACAUUUUUUUUCUUGAAGUGUUAUAUAAAAACAAUUUGUGUUCCAAAAAUCGUUACUAUUAGUUGUAGUGUCAGUUUUUUAGAAAUAAUUUUGACUACAACGCCUGGACUAUUAAUUGCAAAUAAUAUUUUUUAUCUCAUCUGUAUAAUUUUUUUAAUGAGACGGUAGAAGAAGCUAUACCUAGUUAUUUUCUUGACUCACGUUUUUCUAGUUGUGAUAAAAUAACCAAAAUUUCAGUUCCAUAUUAUUAAAUUUAUCUUUAAAGUUAAUUUUUACAAUAAUUGUAAUUUUAUUAAUUGUUAAUUGGUUAUAGUUAAUUAUCUACUGAUAAAAGUCUUUUGUAUAAGAGCAAUUAAAAGUUUUAUAUG